Molecule: messenger RNA, 1155 nt
Organism: Ascochyta rabiei
Lineage: Eukaryota; Fungi; Ascomycota; Dothideomycetes; Pleosporales; Didymellaceae
Exons: 2
Coding region: 1-1155 (384 amino acids)
Biological process (GO): biosynthetic process; mitochondrial respiratory chain complex I assembly
Cellular component (GO): mitochondrion
Source: RefSeq, a predicted model, not a curated record
AUGCAGACGGCAACGCUCCGGGCUGCUCCCCUGCGGCGCACUCACACACACCCGGCGCCUCAAAGGCGGCGAAUACAAACCGCGCAAUGCUUCGCCGACGGCCCGCGCCCUUUGCAAGCCGAGGUCGAGCGCGCAAGAGCCUACUGCGCCAAUCUCAUCCGAACCUACGACACCCCCUCGCACAUCCUCCAAUCCUUCGUCCCGCAAUCCUCCCGUGAUGCCUACCUCGCCAUUCGCGCCUUCAACGUCGACGUCGCCCGCGUGGCCGACACCACCAGCACACCCACCGUCGGCAUGAUGCGCAUGCAGUUCUGGCGCGACACCGUCACCAAAGCACUGGCUGGCUCCCCCCCCAAAGAGCCCGUCGCCAUCCUCCUCGCCCACGCCGCAGAGCACCUGCAGAGCCGCACAGACGGGAAGUCGCGCCUGAGCAAGAACUGGUUCCACCGCGUCAUCAACACGCGCGAGCAGUACCUGGCCAACCCACCCUACCCAACCCUCAGCUCCCUUGAAAGCUACGCCGAAAACACGUACUCGACCUUGUUGUACCUGACUCUGUCCGCCCUGCCCCAGGCCUCGUUGACAACAGACCACAUCGCCUCCCACAUUGGAAAAGCUGCAGGCAUCGCCGCCCUUCUACGCGGCGUCCCGCUCAUCGCCUUCCCCCAGCCCCAGCCCGCCCGCACGGCUGCACACAUCACAGGCCAGUCGGGUCCAGCGCAGGGCGCCGUGCUUUUGCCGCUCGAUGUCAUGGCCGAAGCCAACGUGCGCGAGGAAGACGUGUUUCGCCUUGGGGCGCACGCACCGGGCCUGAGAGACGCCGUCUUUGCAGUCGCCACACGCGCCAACGAUCAUCUCAUCACAGCGAGGGAGAUGCUGGCCAAGCUCCGAAGCGAAGGGAGCCUGGGCCACGCGUUUGAGCAUCAGGACGACGGCGAGCAUCAGUACACUUCUCAGCAGAGGAACGCCGGCAGUGAGCAGCAGUUGAGCGACGUCGAGGCCGCGUUUGGCGUCUUCAUGCCGAGCGUGAGUACCCAGUCCUGGCUCGAUCGGCUGCAAAACGCCGAUUUCGACCUGUUUAGUCCGACUUUGAGGAAGACCGACUGGAAACUGCCAGCCAAGGCCUACUGGGCCUACACAAGGCGGAAGAUAUGA